ACAGCAGGGUUUUACUUCGUUUGUCUUGUCUUGCCGUAGGACUUAAUAUUGUGUGUGUGAAACUUCAAAUUGCAAAGUAGAAGCUUGCUCCGUAGUAAAGAAAGCCUGAACAGAGAGCUGCGCCAAAGCCUGCGCCAUCUCUGAUGACAGGCUCGCACGACCUCCUCUGCCACAUACUUUUUACCGACGCUCUACCUUUUAGCUGCCGCGAAAAUGCAGCGCAUCUGUGUAACGUUCAUAUGUCCGUCACUAAUGAUAUGUGUAUGCUCAUUCGUUGAAGCCAGAUUACCAGGCAGCUUCGCUGUCGUCGCGCGCGCACAUUCCUCCCCCGAUUCAGCAAAGCCAUUCAUAUGCCAAGGUUACAAAGGUGUCGGGGAGGCCAACAUUGCUUCCGCAGGCUCUCGAGGCGAGUUCUCCAAAGAGAACUUUUACGGAGUCUUUGUCGAAUAUUUAGCCACACAUCUCCAAAGCACAAUGGACGGGGUCAAAUUGGCUCGAUCGACUCCCGGUUUGGGCACCGUGGCAGCAGAAAUCCUGCGGAGCGUGUUUGAUGACACCUUCGACGCAACGACACCCAGUAAGGAACUCUCAGAACCGGCUAAAGCGAACGUGUUUCUAGCAAAGGAUUCAAACUCUUCGAAUGAUGCGCUUCCCCAAUCACACGCUGGCACAGAGUCAUCUCUGUCGACAAUAGGUUUAUCAGGUCCCGAGUCCAUGUCCGCUGAGCCACCGCGUGUCAGCACAGAUACUUUGCAUUUAGUCGUUUCAGUGUGCCAAAGACUGUUUGCACCUCGGGCAGAAGGCAGACGGUCCUUCAGGGGAAUUACUUUCCCCAAAGAUGCCGACAGGAUCUGCGAACUUCUAGAAUACAGCUGCGCAUGGCUUGCCGAAGCUACAUCGCAACCACCAGUUCAAACAAUCGGACCAGAUACUACGGAGACGAAGACGAUCAUUUUUGGAAAAUCUGUAGUCGACAAGAAGCGUGCCUCACCAUCUGAAAAUCUGGAGCCAUCUGCGGUGCCCCGAGAACUCCAAGCAACGUAUGCAGACGUUCUUCUCCGCCCAGCGCCUUCUGUCGGUCGCUACAGCGGCUGGACAGCGGCUUACGACAUGCGAGGACCACAGGCUGGCGCAGUGACGAAUUUCGGAGAGUGGUAUCCGAUUACGUUUCCCUACGGUGGACCAUCUUAUUUCACACCUUACCCCCUUCAAGCAACUGCGGGCUCAUUGUACCUGCCACAACCCGGAGUUGGGUUCAGACGGCUCUCUGAGCUUGACACAAACGUCUCGUUUAAUGCUGAGGAACGACGGUGAAACAGCUCAUCCACAUUC
Toxoplasma gondii ME49 is the source of this 1332-nucleotide messenger RNA. RefSeq lists its product as hypothetical. Bases 214 to 1314 code for a protein of 366 amino acids. Lineage: Eukaryota; Apicomplexa; Conoidasida; Eucoccidiorida; Sarcocystidae. The record is from RefSeq and is a predicted model, not a curated record. The transcript has 3 exons.